AUGGCAGCGUGGUGGCACAAUGCUCCCUUUGGCGAAGAUUACCAGAACGCGGCAUACAACGGCUUCCCUUUCCUCCCAGAAUUUGGUAAUCGCCGCGGUGCACCUCGAGAAGAACCUUUCGUUCACUGGCGUCCCGGCGGAAUCAAUGGUCGAGGCUGGUAUCAAGGCGGCCGCAAACUCUCAAAGUUCAAAUCCAAGAAAUACUGGGCUCGACCCUCCGACGGCGCUCGACACGGAACAUUCGGUCGCAUCAAAGACGCUCUGACGGGCGAGGGACCAGAUCUCUUCGUGGUUGCGAAUGGAGAUCGUAGGACUCUGCAUCGCGAAGUGCCAAGUCGGAACCAUUGGAGUAAUUGGGAUAGUACUGGGCUCGGAUGGUUGGAUUCGAAUUGGAGAGGUGCUGCUGAGGAUAUGGAUUGGUAUCCGCCCGGUAAUCUCGGUUCCACGCCUUGGGCUAGAAGGGAGAGAGAUGAGGUGUACAAUCACCGCACACGACGGUAUAGUCAUAUCAACGGACACAAUCGGUGGAAUUUCUGGAGUGAUGCGCGUUGGCCGCAUGGUGAGAGGAAGAAAUGGGGUGUGCCGACUUCUUGGCGGGAGUGGGAUGGUCAUUGGCAUUCGAGGGUUGAUGGGUCGGCUGGGAGGUGGCCUGGUGGAAGGCCGCUGAGGGCUUGA
Pseudocercospora fijiensis CIRAD86 is the source of this 675-nucleotide messenger RNA. RefSeq lists its product as uncharacterized. Bases 1 to 675 code for a protein of 224 amino acids. Lineage: Eukaryota; Fungi; Ascomycota; Dothideomycetes; Mycosphaerellales; Mycosphaerellaceae. The transcript has a single exon. The record is from RefSeq and is a predicted model, not a curated record.